UUAAGGCAUCACUGUGGAAAUUUGUCUGCAACUGGGGUGCUAUGCAGGCCUGUCUGUGUGACUGUCAGGGAGAACUGUCCUGCCACAUGAAGGACACAGCCCCAGGGGGCUUUUCUUCAUAGCCCGAAGAAGCUGCAGGAAACUCACCCUAGUGGGACAAAGACCGAUGCAGGGUCAGUCCCACAGCCAGUGAGGGAAACAGGCUGGACGCGGGCCUCCUCCCCUUGGGCCUGACUUGUGACAGGGAAGCGAAUGCAAGGAGUAGCAGCGGGGAGGGUCACCACAGUCCUGUCCUGCGGGUGGCCUGACUGAGGGUGGGGAGCGGGUACUCCUGCCAGACCAGCCUGGCUGCCACGGUUCCAGGGACCGUUCCCCCCAGCCCAGUCCCCGCACCCCACUCCUUAGCUUUAUGACUUCAUUUGCUGAAGUCACCCAGAGACAAUGCUGAGUGUUCCACCCAAUCCUCCCAAGCUGAGCCCAGCCCAGCCAGACACCUCUCAGUAGCGUAAAUGAAGACAAUGCCUGCUGGCCCACGUGGUGGGGGGAUGUAGACGGCAGUGGCGCCAGCCACUCCUGGCACCAUGGACGAUGCCACAGUCCUAAAGAAGAAGGGUUACAUCGUGGGCAUCAAUCUCGGCAAGGGUUCCUACGCAAAAGUCAAAUCUGCCUACUCCGAGCGCCUCAAGUUCAAUGUGGCUGUCAAGAUCAUCGACCGCAAGAAAACGCCCACCGACUUCGUGGAGAGGUUCCUUCCUCGGGAGAUGGACAUCCUGGCCACUGUCAACCACUGCUCCAUCAUCAAGACCUACGAGAUCUUUGAGACCUCUGACGGGCGGAUCUACAUCAUCAUGGAGCUCGGCGUCCAGGGCGACCUCCUUGAGUUCAUCAAGUGCCGGGGGGCCCUGCACGAGGACGUGGCGCGCAAGAUGUUCCGACAGCUCUCCUCGGCCGUCAAGUACUGCCACGACCUGGAUGUCGUCCACCGGGACCUCAAGUGCGAGAACCUUCUCCUCGACAAGGACUUCAACAUCAAGCUGUCUGACUUUGGCUUCUCCAAGCGAUGCCUGCGGGAUGGCAAUGGACGCAUCAUCCUCAGCAAGACCUUCUGUGGGUCGGCGGCGUACGCGGCCCCCGAGGUGCUGCAGGGCAUCCCCUACCAGCCCAAGGUGUAUGACAUCUGGAGCCUGGGUGUGAUCCUCUACAUCAUGGUCUGCGGCUCCAUGCCCUACGACGACUCUGACAUCAGGAAGAUGCUGCGUAUCCAGAAGGAGCACCGUGUGGACUUCCCGCGCUCCAAGAACCUGACCUGUGAGUGCAAGGACCUCAUCUACCGCAUGCUGCAGCCUGACGUCAGCCAGCGGCUCCACAUUGACGAGAUCCUCAGCCACUCGUGGCUGCAGCCCCCCAAGCCCAAAGCCAUGUCUUCUGCCUCCUUCAAGAGGGAGGGGGAGGGCAAGUACCGCGCUGAGUGCAAACUGGACACCAAGCCAGGCUCGAGGCCUGACCACAAGCCCGACCACAAGCUUGGAGCCAAAAACCAGCACCGGCCGCUGGUGGUGCCCGAGAACGAGGACAGGAUGGAGGACAGGCUGGCCGAGACCUCCAGGGCCAAAGACCAUCACAUCUUCGGAGCUGAGGUGGGGAAAGCAAGCACCUAGCAUGGUGACAGCCCCAUCAUGUGUCGUGGGGGCGGGGGGUGGGGGGGCACGUGUCGCGGUUGGCCUUCACAUAAACUAAGUAGGCAGGUAGGAUCUGAAGAAGGCACAGGUGCAAGUAAAAUUCGUCAAUUAAACCACUAUUUUGAUUACA
Molecule: messenger RNA, 1809 nt
Organism: Saimiri boliviensis boliviensis (Bolivian squirrel monkey)
Lineage: Eukaryota; Metazoa; Chordata; Mammalia; Primates; Cebidae
Gene: TSSK2
Product: testis specific serine kinase 2
Biological process (GO): microtubule cytoskeleton organization; intracellular signal transduction; protein phosphorylation
Cellular component (GO): cytoplasm
Molecular function (GO): ATP binding; tau-protein kinase activity
Source: RefSeq, a predicted model, not a curated record